GCAGGAAGUAAUUGUUCAGAAAACCACUAUAAAGCUCAUGAGUCAUAAAAUUAGUAGCCCGGAACAAAUGUCCAAUUCCCAUAAAUUUGUUGUUUCAACGCGGAAGAACUAAUCGUAUAAGAAGAAUGUAGUGUGUGUCUGUGUCAAUGCCAUAUGACAGCGUCCUGCCAUAAUGACAGAAGCGAAGCAUUCCAGCGAAAAUCCCAAUAUCAGCGCCGACGACGACUCGUAUGAUGACACGUGUGUUUUCUGUAUGAUCGCAAAUGGUGACUGUCCACACACAAAUAUACUGUUUAUCGAUGAAGACAUUGUUUGUUUCCAGGACAUUUAUCCAGGUGCAGCUCAUCACUACCUGGUUGUUCCAAAAAAGCAUAUUCGCAGUUGUAAAUCACUUGAAGCAGAUGAUAUCAGUCUUGUGAAGAAGAUGGCAGCGGUUGGAAGAAGUAUGUUAAAAUCCAAUAAUGUCACAGAUUUAGAAGAUAUCAGCCUAGGGUUCCAUGUGCCACCAUAUAUCAGCGUCCCCCACCUGCACCUGCAUGUUCUUGCACCUUAUAGUCAACUUAAUGUAGAGACAGAAUACAAGUUUACAGACUUCAGGUACCUCACAGUGGAAGCAUUGCUUCAGGCUCUAGAAAUGAAAAAGGAGGGUAGAAAACUUAAAUGGAUUAACUGCUUGCCCAUGUGUAUAUGAAAAGACUGUAAUCACAAGAAACUUUAGUACAG
Molecule: messenger RNA, 723 nt
Organism: Triplophysa rosa
Lineage: Eukaryota; Metazoa; Chordata; Actinopteri; Cypriniformes; Nemacheilidae
Product: adenosine 5'-monophosphoramidase HINT3
Exons: 5
Coding region: 173-691 (172 amino acids)
Molecular function (GO): catalytic activity
Source: RefSeq, a predicted model, not a curated record